AUGGACGAUAAAGAAAAUUCCUUAAUUGGUUAUGUUUCUGUUAAUUUAUCAGAUAUAAAUGAUUUGCAUCAAGUUGGUUAUAAAUUAAGAAAUUGUGAAAGUGGAGAGAUUCACUUAAAGUUUAAAAUAGAUUUUAUUAAUUUUGAUUUAAUAAAUGAAAAUAACAAUGAUAAUAACGAUUUUAUUGUUGAAGAAAAAGAAAAAAAUAAAGUUGAAGAAAAAAACAAAGAAAAAGGUUUAAAUAUUGGAAUUUAUAAUGAUAAAAAUUUAAUAAGUAAAAAUGAUAAUUUUAAAAAAGUGAUUUAUUUAGAAGUUAUGAAAAUUAAUUCUGUAGGAACUUAUUUUAUUAUUAUAGAAUCUUUAAGUGAUAAUUAUAAAUUAGAACCUUUUAAUACAAACUAUCAAUUUAAUAGUUCUAUUGUCUUACCAGUUAAUGAAAAUGAAGAUAAGUUAACUUUUAGGCUAUUUAAGAUAACUGAUAAUAAUGUUAAUUUAUUAGGUGAAGAUACUUUGAAUCUUAAGAGUGAUAGAUUAACUACUGAGAAUGAUAAUAACUAUUAUUUUAGUAUUGUAUUUGAUAGAGUUAGAGUUGAUUUUAAAAUGUUAUUUUCUGAGAUUUAUGAUACAAUUAAGGAAAGUAAAAAUUAUAAAUUUGUGAGUUUGCAAUUUGAUAAAAAGAAAUUGAGUAAGUUGACUUUAGAUGAAAAGAUGAAGAGUACACUAAGAUAUUUAGAGAAUCAAGUGUUUGUUAAGUCGGGAUCUGAUGAUAACAUUGUUAACCAAACCAAUUUAAAUAGUUCUAAAUUUUCAAAGUUAAUAGAUUGUGCUAAUGUAAAAGUGUUUAAUUGUGAUUUUAAAUCCAAUAUAAUACCUAUUAGUGGAAUUUUGCUUGUAUAUGUUAUGAGAUUAGAAGAUGUCAGUCCUGCAAGUAAAACUUUUUCAGUUGAAAUAUUAGUUAAUGGUGAGGAUCACUACAAUACCAAAUACAUUACAAAUAGUAAGUUAUUUGAUUAUAAUGAAGGAUUUGAAAUUAACAUUAAUAGAUACAUGGAUAAGAUAAGAUUUAAUGUUUAUGAACAUACUGGUAUAUUUGGAAAUAAAGAAUUUAAGUCUUUCAAAGAAAUUCCUCUGUUUAAUUUGAAAAAUGGACAUAAAAAUUUUUAUCUUGAUUUAUUAGACUCUGUUACUGGAAAAAUAUCAAAGAUGAAAUUAAAAGUAUUGCUUUCAUUUCGAUCUAAAUCUUCUCAAAAUAAAUAA
This is a messenger RNA of Hepatospora eriocheir, 1257 nucleotides long. The record is from the annotation of a GenBank genome assembly. NCBI's taxonomy places the organism in Eukaryota, Fungi, Microsporidia, Hepatosporidae.